This is a messenger RNA of Penicillium antarcticum, 1350 nucleotides long. Its product is annotated as NAD(P)/FAD-dependent oxidoreductase. The transcript is spliced from 6 exons. Gene Ontology annotation, molecular function: oxidoreductase activity. Gene Ontology annotation, cellular component: cytoplasm. NCBI's taxonomy places the organism in Eukaryota, Fungi, Ascomycota, Eurotiomycetes, Eurotiales, Aspergillaceae. The record is from RefSeq and is a predicted model, not a curated record. The coding region runs from base 1 to 1350 and encodes 449 amino acids.
AUGGUUCUUCCAAUCAAUAACCCGACGAAGUCCUUCUGGAUCGAGGAGGCCGGCUCUGCUCUCCAAGACUUUCGGUCAACGAAAGAUCUACCAAAUGAGACAGAUGUCAUAAUCAUAGCAUGGUCUGCUAGAUUCGGGCCCGAUGAAGCGAUGGGGCUUAUCAAACAUGAAAUGGCGCACCUGUUAGCUUUUCAGGAUCUUCUGGCCGAGGAGGGCAUAGCUGAGGAAGUGUGCUUUCGGCUAGGUGAGACAUUUGAUGCAGCCAUGUCAGAUGAAGCCUGGGCACGACUGAAAGGCGCGUAUGAAGCAAUGAAGAAGGACCAUGGGGAGGACAAUGAGGUGGUCAGGGUUUGCAGGCUAGUUGAAGACACCAAAGCUGCGGAGGAAUUUACCCAGAUGAAAGCAUGCCUGGGGGCAGUGAUGCAUCCGGCCGGUCAAUUAUGGCCGUACAAAUUUGUUCAUGCCCUGCUCCGCAUAGUCCUCAAAGCAGGUAAUUUGAACCUCCAAGCACAUACGCCAGCUGAAUAUGUCUCAGAGCGAGACAACUCCGGUUGGAUCACUGUCGAGACGGCGAGGGGGGAUGUACGAACGAAAGCCGUGGUGCAUGCGACAAAUCGAUGGGCCUCUCACCUCCUACCGGAAUUCGGCAAUCUCAUCUUUGGGAGUAGAGCAACUUUGGCAUCAAUCAAAGCACCAGAAGGUUUUAUCAAACACACAGGUGCCCAACAUUGGGACAGUAUCGUGAACAAUUAUCACCUUCAACUUCCACCACCUUACAACAGCAUCAUUGUUGGCGGAGCAAGAUCUCUUCUUGCACACUCUCCUCAAGAUUGUUUCCCAAACGACGAAGAGGAUAAACAAUUCGAUGGUGCUUCGGAAUUCUUCCAAUCGUGGCCUGAGUCGGACGUGGUGGGAUGGCCUGGGAACCAUCCAGCAGAGUUAGCAAAGAAUAUUGACGAGGGUGGCUGUUGGUCGGGUGUUGAGUCGAUGAGUAUAGACGCAUUUCCUUUUGUAGGUGAUGUUCCAAAUAGGGAUGGACACUUCGUUACGGCUGGCUUUUCGGGCCACGGCAUGCCACGUAUUCUACUUUCCGCCGCCCAUAUCACACCACUGAUUUUGGAUGCCUUGAACGUCAAGUACACUCCUCCCUCCCUCGUUGCGCCAUACCCGCCUCUACCCAAACCAUUCCAGGCAACGGCCGAACGAAUCACUUCUCUCCAAAAGAUAAAUUCUUGCGCUGUUUUUGAAAAGAACCACAAAGACUGUCUAGAAAGUGCAAAGAAACCCUUUUGUAACAGAAUCCCGGGUCGCCUGAGACCUUCGGGCAGGUGGUGGAUGAUGAAUGGGUAA